GGAGGAGUCACCUGAUGUGCUGCGGACAGACGAGCCCGUGAAGCGGGGUAGAGCGCGGGGGAGCUUGUUACGGGCCACGAUGCUGCCUCAAGCCUUGACCUGAAGACCCAGACUGCAACUGCUACCUGGUGUGACCCUGGCCUGCCCCUGGUAAUUCGCUGAGUGACCACCUAUAGCCUGGUUGGCCCUGACGGUGCCGGCAGCAGGAUACCGCCCACCAUGGACGCGUCCCGGCUGGAGCUUGUGCAGGCGCUGAAUGGGCGGCGCCGCCAGGUGCUGGCGCUGUUCCUGGCCUCACAGCGCCGUGUCCGCCACCUCCUAGUGACCCUCACCAGCCUGACGGCCCAGCUGUGCGAGCUGUUCUUCCGGACCUGCUCCCGGGAGGCGACAGCGGUUGAAGCCCUCACCAGGCACAGGGUGGAGCUAUGUGGCCUCCUGUCGGCUGGUGACUGUGAGCUGCCAGAGGAUGAGGACAUCCGGGACACGAAUCAGGAUGGCCUGCUUUGGGACCACCUCCAGACCGUCUACCGCCAGUUCUGGGUACGGGAGAAAAGCGGGGACUGGUGGGAGAGGGUUGUACUGCAGACGUGGGAUGACCGGCACUGGCUCGAGAACUUCCGAAUGACAAAGGCCACAUUCUUGGAGAUCUGCAUGGAGUUGACCCCAGAGCUGUGGAGGCGGACCACCAAUAUGCGACUGCCCCUGACCGUGGAGAAGCGGGUGGCCAUUGCCAUUUGGAAACUGGCAAACCCCAAUUGCCACCGAUCUGUAUCCAACCAGUUUGGCGUGGGCAAAUCCACCGCUGGCUCUGCUGUUCGGGAGGUAUGUGCAGCCAUCAAGAAAGUGCUGGGCCCACGCUUCCUCAGACUCUCCGACCCCCAGGAGGUCAUUGAUGGUUUUGCCUACAUGGGUUUCCCAAAUUGCAUUGGCGCGAUUGAUGGCACACACAUCCCAAUCCUCUGUCCUCCCCACCGUAGCUCAGAGUACAUAAACAAAAAGGGCUACUUCUCUAUAGUGCUGCAGGGUGUUGUGGACCAUCGUGGGAGAUUCACACACGUCACUACUGGAUGUGCCGGCAAGGUGCAUGAUGCCAGGGUCUUCCGCAACUCCAGCCUUGUUCCACUGAUGAGGCGGGGAGCAUUUGCCCGUGGCGCUUCCAGCAUUGAAAUCAAUGGAGUGACCAUCCCCCCACUGAUCAUUGGUGACCCAGCUUACCCACUCCUUCCAUGGCUCAUGAAGCCAUACACAGGACACCUGGACCCAAGGAAAGAACUUUUCAACUUCCAGCUAAGCAACUGCCGGUUGAUGACUGUUGAAUGCGCCUUCAAACGGCUCAAAACUAGGUGGAGAACCCUCAAUGUCCGGCUGGAUGCCUCAGAACGUUACCUGCCAAAUAUGGUGAUGGCUUGUUGUGUCCUACACAACAUCUGUGAGACGAGGGGUGAACAACUGGGGGUUGGGUGGGCCGCGGAGGCAGAGAGGCUUUCCCAGCGCUAUGAACAACCAGAGCCAGCACCCCUUGUGAAUCACAAUCAGCAAGGGAACCUCGUCAGGGAGACCAUAGCUAACUACUUUGCGCAGGGACUGGAGCUACAGGUGUGAGGCAGGGCCUACCCUUUUGUAAUGUGUGUUGUUAGGGGCCAGAGACAAUAAAGCCCACUAAAAAAACAAGCUGUUUUUAUAUAACAAUCAAAUUAACAAGUAAACAUUUCAAACUAGAAAAAGGAAGUACCUUCGUAUUGAAAAAAGGGUCAAGGGGAAAACUGUUUACAUUCCUGGGAAGGCUGGGGGAGCCAGGCAA
This is a messenger RNA of Alligator sinensis (Chinese alligator), 1801 nucleotides long. Its product is annotated as protein ANTAGONIST OF LIKE HETEROCHROMATIN PROTEIN 1-like. Bases 220 to 1602 code for a protein of 460 amino acids. Lineage: Eukaryota; Metazoa; Chordata; Crocodylia; Alligatoridae. The record is from RefSeq and is a predicted model, not a curated record. The transcript is spliced from 2 exons.